AUGGAAAGUGAAACCCUGCAAACCACUACAUCUGAUACACCAGAUGAUUCAGAAUUCUAUUCCACUGAUCUGGAGAGUUGUAACUUUGAAACUGAUUCUUCGGCUCCUGAAAUUAGUUCUUUAUUAGCUGGUCUCCAAAUCAAUGAUACCCUGAGCACGCCCUUAAAUGCUGAUGUACCAGUUAGCAGGUCAUCUAGUUCUGACGAAGGUGGAUUGACUCCCCUGUCUGGUAGUCUUUCUGGAGUCAGUGAUCAAUCCCAAUUAGGACUUAUCUUACGCAAGAAUUACAGUAUGGAAACAAUAGUCAUGGAAUCGUUUGCUCAAUCCGACCCAUUGCAAGAAUUGUUAUCCACUUGUCAACUGCUCAAUUCUUUUGAAGCUGAAGAAAUUGUAAAAUUUGCUAAUUCACCAAUUGGUACUUUUCUUGCAAACAACUGGAAAAAGAUUUUACAAAACAAGCAGCUUUUUGUGCAAGUAGCAAUACCUUGUGCUUACGGUGGUAGAAGAAAGUAUCUCUCCAUCAGGACUGACACUAGAGCAAGAUUUGGAGAAAUUUUCCCUGAUGCUUUAUGUUGUAAAGAAAAUCCGAAGAAAAGACAACUCAACGCAACAUUGAUGGGAAUGAUAGGUCAUUAUCUCAUCAGAAUUGGUAUCGACAAUAAUUAUGAAAUAAUCGGUGGUUACAAGCUCAGUGCUUCUCGACUCAGAUUAAAUAUGGGAUUCAUUCAUCUUUGGCAUGAGAACUUUGACCCUUGCCAUCUUACCUACGUUAAGACAAAAAUCUUACGUCGACUUCGCCAUAAAAAAUUCUGGCCUAUUAACUAUGCGUUUAUUGAAGCGGUUUUAAGUUUAAGCCCAAAAAAUUAUCGUUGA
Yamadazyma jaroonii is the source of this 873-nucleotide messenger RNA. The record is from the annotation of a GenBank genome assembly. Lineage: Eukaryota; Fungi; Ascomycota; Pichiomycetes; Serinales; Debaryomycetaceae.